AUGCUGGGCAGGGGAGGCUCAGGCUUCGACUGGAUGGCACACACGGUCUGUGCGUGGAGAGCUCACCAUGAAUUGGUUCCAGUAGAGUCGUUGGGCUUACAGGGAAUGCUCAGGUGUUGGCUGGAUGGCACACAGCGUCUGUGCGGAGUGGGCGCGGAGGAGUUUGGCCUCGACACGAACGGUUGCCUGUGCAACAGGUGGAAAACUUGUAGGCACCCAAUUUGGGUGCCUGAAGGCCACUGGCUCUCCGUGAUGGAGGCGGUGCCAGAGAUUGAGCCCCCCUGGCCUUCCUUUCGAGAGGAUUUUGUGGGCAUCCAAUUUUGGCGCGCAUACCUGGUCGUGGGUACUCCGAUUAUUCUGGGGAUUGGCUGA
Messenger RNA from Ostreobium quekettii, 372 nucleotides. Lineage: Eukaryota; Viridiplantae; Chlorophyta; Ulvophyceae; Bryopsidales; Ostreobiaceae. The record is from the annotation of a GenBank genome assembly.